Molecule: messenger RNA, 552 nt
Organism: Moneuplotes crassus
Lineage: Eukaryota; Ciliophora; Spirotrichea; Euplotida; Euplotidae
Source: the annotation of a GenBank genome assembly
AUUUACAUAUAAAUGAGAGCUCUGUCAGACGAAGAGACCAAGACAUUCUUUGAGAAGUUAGCGAAGUAUAUUGGAUCUAAUAUUAAGUUCCUGAUUGAUAGAGAAGAUGAAGACUAUGUCUUUAGACUUCAUAAGAGCAAAGUUUAUUAUGUCAGUGUUGAGGUGCUCAAGUUAGCAGGAAAUGUAGGAAAAGAUGAACUUUACAUGCUAGGCACUUGUUUUGGAAAGUUUACCAAAACUGGCAGAUUCAGACUCCAAAUUACUUGUCUUGAUUACCUCGCUAAAUACGCUAAGCACAAAAUUUGGGUAAAGCCAUCAGGAGAACAAACUUUUGUCUAUGGAAAUCAUAUUGCUAAAACUCAUUUGGCUAGGAUCACAGAAAACACUCCAGUAAAUGCUGGAGUUGUUAUUUUCUCGAUCACUGAUAUCCCUCUCGGAUUCGGAGUAACUGCUAAGUCUACUGUAGACUGAAGAGACCUCGAUCUCACUGCAAUGGUGGCAAUUAACCAAUGAGAUGUUGGAGAAUACUUGAGAUCUGAAGAAGAAUUUUAA